Rattus rattus (black rat) is the source of this 1343-nucleotide messenger RNA. RefSeq names its product zona pellucida binding protein (gene Zpbp). The transcript is spliced from 8 exons. NCBI's taxonomy places the organism in Eukaryota, Metazoa, Chordata, Mammalia, Rodentia, Muridae. Bases 1 to 1230 code for a protein of 409 amino acids. Gene Ontology annotation, cellular component: zona pellucida receptor complex; acrosomal vesicle; extracellular region. The record is from RefSeq and is a predicted model, not a curated record. Gene Ontology annotation, biological process: binding of sperm to zona pellucida; acrosome assembly.
AUGUGUACCCAAGAGGGGUCCCAAGCUAGGACACCUCCCGCAGAUCACCCGAGCGGAAGUGGCGGCGUGUCCGUCGGUCCGUCCUUCCGGCCCGCCGUCCGCCAACUUCCGGCGGCGGGUGGGCGCGCGCCAGGUAACGACCUUCUGCGCCGAGGCUCGGCCGUCGGCGGCGUGUGGAUGGAGGCCUUGGCCCCGGGCCCGGCUCCGCGGGGCCGGCGGCGGGCCAGGGCCUCGGGCUCCGUGCUCUCGGCGCUGUCGCUGGCCGCCGUCGUGCUCUCCGCCUUGCUGCGGGCGCCCCCUGCAGUUGGACAUUUGGCUCGAGUGCCAAGAGGUUUUCGCUUGACUCAAGAUUCGCUGAAAAUAGUGGGAUCAACGCAUUUUCCUGUGAGCGUAUAUGUCAUGCUUCAUCAAAAGAGUCCACAUGUGCUAUGUGUAACCCAGCGACUGAGAAAUGCUGAGCUGGUAGACCCAUCGUUCCAAUGGCAUGGGCCGAAGGGAAAACUUGUUUCAGAAAAUACCACCGCACAAGUGACAUCCACAGGAAGCCUCAUAUUUCAGAGUUUUGAAGAGACCAUGAGUGGGGUUUAUACAUGUUUUCUCGAGUAUAAACCAACUGUGGAGGAACCUAUUAAAAAUCUUCAGCUGAAAUACAUUGUUUAUGCUUAUCGUGAACCUCGUUUUUAUUACCAAUUCACAGCCCGAUACCAUGCAGCUCCCUGCAAUAGUAUCUAUAACAUUUCUUUUGAGAAGAAACUUCUUCAGAUUUUAAGUAAACUGGUUCUUGACCUUUCCUGUGAAAUUUCCUUGAUUAAGUCUGAAUGCCAUCGUGUUAAAAUGCAAAGAGCUGGUUUGCAAAAUGAAUUAUUCUUCACAUUUUCAGUUGCAUCUAUAGACACUGAAAAAGGAUCCAAGCCAUGUACAGACCAUAGUUGUGAAGCUUCCAAAAGAUUAUCUAAGGCUAAAAAUCUCAUAGAGAGGUUCUUCAUUCAGCAAGUGGAAGUCCUGGGCAAGCGUGCGGAGCCGCUGCCUGAGAUAUAUUACAUUGAGGGGACCCUUCAGAUGGUGUGGGUGAACCGCUGCUUUCCAGGGUAUGGCAUAAACAUCCUGAAGCAUCCCAAGUGUCCUGAGUGCUGUGUGGUCUGCAGCCCUGGAUCCUUCAAUCCCCGGGAUGGAAUUCACUGCCUCCAAUGCAACAACAGCGUGGUGUAUGGGGCGAAGACAUGCAUGUAGGCCAGGGCCUUGUGGGACCCAGUCGCUCAUUCAGCAGAAAAGUAUAUUUUUGAAGUACUAAAGUAUAAUAACUCACUAUUAUGCCGAAAUUAAAUAAUCAGAAUUUACAAAGA